This is a messenger RNA of Psylliodes chrysocephalus, 2060 nucleotides long. The record is from the annotation of a GenBank genome assembly. Lineage: Eukaryota; Metazoa; Arthropoda; Insecta; Coleoptera; Chrysomelidae.
CCAAAAGCUUGUAAGUAGUCCGCUAACUUCAUUUGCAAAACUAUUGGGUAAAGACCGAUUCAUUCAGUCACAUGAAAACACAGCUUACCACAAAAUAUGUGUUCAGGCUGGCAUGGAUUUCCUACAAACCUACCAUAACCCGGGAAAGUCAGUUGAAAAUCAGAUAUGUAUUCAAAGGCUAAAACAGGUAAAAGAAAAUAAAGAGAGAUUACGCCCAAUAAUAGAAUCAAUACUGUUCUUAGGUCGACAAAACAUUCCUCUAAGAGGCCAUCGAGAUGAAGGCUGCCUGGGCCCAGUAAUGAGGGCAAUUUUAGAGAGUUAUUGAGAUUUAGAAUUUCUUCAGGAGAUACAAAUCUAAAACAACACUUAGCUACAGCCUCUUCAAGGGCAACGUAUGUAGGAAAAAACACCCAAAAUAUAUUGAUAAAAUGUUGUGGUGACGAAAUAUUAGAAACCAUACUAAAUCAAGUUCGGGAGGCAAAAUAUUAUUCAGUGUUAUUUGACGAAACUACAGACGUUUCCCACACGGAACAACUUUCUUUAAAUUUGAGAUAUGUAUACAAAAACAACAUUCAUGAAAACUUUGUCAAAUUUAUUGACGCAUAUGAAAAAAUUAAAACCGUCAGUCCAGAUAAUGAUACGCUUGGUGAACAGCGACUAACUGGAAAGGCUCUAGUAAAAAUUGUUGUUAAUAUAUUGCAGGAACUGUCUCUAGAGUUAAGCAACUGUGUGGGAAUUGGUACUGACAGUUGCAGUGUAAUGUCGUCUGAAGCAGUGGGAGCAGUGUGUGAAAUACAGAAAAAAGCGAAAAAUGCAUGCAGGUGCCCUUGCAUAAAUCAUGCCCUAAACAACUCUCUUUCGACUUCAGUAAACGUUGUUUGCAUCAGAAAUGCAGUUGAAGUAAUGAAGUCAGAAGUUCUUUAAUAUGCCGGCUAAGAGAAACCAAGUCUUGAAAUCAACAUUAGGACAUCAAUUAACGAGUCUGUGCAAAACAAGGUGGGUUGAGCGUCACGAAGGAGUAAUUCAAUUUCGAUCUGAGUUUUCUCAAAUAGUUAAAGCACUUACGUUAAUUUCGGUAUGGAAAGAUGCAAAGACUUCUACAAUUGCAACAACUCUGCUAAACUCUUUGUGCACGACUGAGUUUUUGUUGUCAAUGUUAUCUCUCAUUGAUAUUUUAAAAAUAACAUUAUCACUCAGCCGACUUCUUCAAAUGUCAAAUCUUGACGCUAACGGGGCUUCUACAGCUGUGUCCAACACCAUGUCAACAAUCAAUGAAAAAAGAAAAAAUUGUGAGCAGAAUUUUGACAAAAUUUAUAAGGAGGCUACAGAAGUAGCAACAGGAUUAGAUAUUGAAAUAAAGCUGCCUAGAUUAGCAGGUAGGCAGACCAAACGAGAAAACUACCCUGAAGGUAAAGAUGAAUAUUACAGAAGAUCAAUUUAUAUUCCUCUCUUCGACAAUGUAUCCAACGACUUGUCUUCUAGGUUACGUUUUAGUUCCUUAGAUUGUUUUGGUCUGCGAGGAAUCAUUCCUAGUAUACUAGCCAAGGCAAACAGAGAUAAUGAAACUAUUUUUAUUAAAAAUUUGGAAACUGCCUAUGAAAAUUUUUCCAAUAUCAUUGGUAGCAGAGACAUCCAGACAAACAGUAUUCUGUUUGAAGGAGAACUGACCCUUUGGAAAAAUCAUUGGAAGUCGGAAAAAGAGAAAAACAAGAAACUUUCUGGAGAUAUUAUAGAAGUAUUAGAUUCCUUCGAUUUAAAUAUAUCUCCAACAAUCCGCAAUCUUCUCAGAAUCUUGGCCACACUUCCAGUGAGUGUGGCUACGGCAAAAAGGAGUUUUUCAACAUUACGAAGAGUAAAGACUUGGUUAAGGGCGAGGAUGGGAGAAGAACGGCUCACAGGUCUCUGUCUGCUUCACGUUCACAGAGACGUUACAGUUGACAUUGAAAAAGUCAUCGAAAGAUUUGCUAAAAAUGGGAAUAGACCACUUGAGUUCAUUUUGUAAAGAAUCUAAUUAUUAUUAUUAUUAUUAUUAUUUUUAGUUUUGUUAAUAAAGGUUUCGU